Molecule: messenger RNA, 426 nt
Organism: Racocetra fulgida
Lineage: Eukaryota; Fungi; Glomeromycota; Glomeromycetes; Diversisporales; Gigasporaceae
Source: the annotation of a GenBank genome assembly
AUGAGCAAUUUCGAAAAGAAGAAAACAUUACAAGAACGAAACAUUAUUACAAUAUCAAAACUAGAUCAAGUUUUCAAAAAAUUUAAUAAUGCUAAUGAAAUCUUUAAAAAAGCUGAAAAUGAAUACAUUAAAAGCCUAAACGAAACAUUUAAGGUUGCAUGCGCAUCAGAUGAUUAUGAAUCAGCCUUCAAGCUUCUUCAAUUAAUUCAGAACAAAGGCAAUAAUUUUACUAAAAGUCAAGUCAAAAAUAAAAUGGGAAUGCGCUUACUUGGUGGUUUCGGUUGUCAACAAGAUAUUGAACAGGCUCGAAAAUUAAUUACAGAAGCUUCAAAUCUUGGUCUGACUAGUGCAAGUGCUUGGAUAAGUCUAUAUGGGUCCAAACUUGAUUUUGGUGCAAGCGAAGUUAUUGGUCGUAAUAUGAUAUAA